AUGGGGAAUAAACAAACCAUCUUCACAGCACAGCAACUGGAUGCCUAUCAGGACUGCACAUAUUUUACACGAAAAGAAAUUCUCAGACUCUUCUACCGCUAUCGGGAUUUGGCCCCGCAACUCGUUCCCCUUGACUACACCAACCAGCCAGAUGUGAAGUUACCAUACGAGCUGAUCGGCAGCAUGCCAGAGCUGAAGGACAACCCAUUUCGACAGAGGAUCGCUGAGGUUUUCUCUGAGGACGGACAGGGGAACAUGACACUGGACGACUUCUUAGACAUGUUUUCAGUUCUUAGUGAGAUGGCUCCUCGGGACCUAAAGGCCUACUAUGCAUUCAAAAUUUAUGAUUUCAACAACGAUGACUUCAUCUGCAAGUCGGACCUGGAGAAAACCCUGAACAAGCUGACUCGUAACGAGCUGACAGAGGAGGAGGUGAGGAUGGUGUGCGAGAAGGUGAUGGAUGAGGCCGACCUGGACAACGACGGACGUCUUUCACUCGAAGACUUCCAGCACAUGAUUGUCAGAGCCCCAGACUUCCUCAGCACCUUCCACAUAAGGAUUUAA
Messenger RNA from Nematolebias whitei (Rio pearlfish), 564 nucleotides. RefSeq names its product calcium and integrin binding family member 3 (gene cib3). Lineage: Eukaryota; Metazoa; Chordata; Actinopteri; Cyprinodontiformes; Rivulidae. The record is from RefSeq and is a predicted model, not a curated record. Gene Ontology annotation, molecular function: calcium ion binding. The transcript has 6 exons. Bases 1 to 564 code for a protein of 187 amino acids.